Molecule: messenger RNA, 3974 nt
Organism: Medioppia subpectinata
Lineage: Eukaryota; Metazoa; Arthropoda; Arachnida; Sarcoptiformes; Oppiidae
Source: the annotation of a GenBank genome assembly
CCGGGGGUCACGUCAUGUCCGCUAUUGGUAUCGCAGAGGCAUUGAUAGGCAGCGGACACGACGUGUGGUUUACUGUCAACGAUCACUGGUCGGGACAACUGACCAAAUAUGGCAUCAAAGAGGUAUUGUUGGCCAAAAUGGACUCACAGUUUAACGACAGUUUAAUGAUGGCGUCGGGUUUGUUGGGCGGCGCGGCGGCCAUCCACAAAGCCGGUAAUGCGGACACUUAUGCCACUUAUAUCGAGGUAAUUACAAAAUACGCCAAACUUAUGGACAAACAGAUGGACCGCCUAUUGUCCGCCAUUCAGCCCGAUGUCAUACUAUUAAGUCAGUUGAUGACAUUGCCAUCGGUGCAGUUGUCGGGCAUCCCGUGUGUGUGGGUCUGGUUUUGCGGCCCUCUCGUGAUGCUCGACGAUGAGAGGACACCGCCCGGACAGUCAGGAUUGUCCGCUACGGGAGACAAGAGCUUAUGGCACGAGUUCAGGCAAAUCGCUAGAAAUAGUGGUCAGGAAUUGUGGCGAGUGUUCAACAAGUGGGUGGUCAGCCGGGGCUGCGAACCACUGCCCAAAUACGCCCUCCAAAAUCACUCGCAUUACCUCAAUAUAUACGGCUGUGCACUGGAGUUAGACUAUCAGGACAUCCGGCCGUUGGGUCCAAACUUUGUCCGCUUUGAUCAUUUCAUGCGCAGCAAAAGUGGCCCGACUUUUGCUGUGCCGCCAGAGUUGGCCACAAAGCCGGGAAAGUUGAUCUACUUCUCUGUCGGCACAUAUAUUAAAUACAAUGCUAUGAAUAUAGAAAAUAUGCGCCGACUUGUGGCCAUUUUGGCCAAAUCGCCGCAUCGGUUCAUCGUAUCGAUGGGUCCGUUGCAUAAGGACUACACUCUGGCUGACAAUAUGUGUGGCGAGGAGUGGUUGCCUCAGAUCCAAGUCCUACCUCUUGUAGAUCUGGUGAUAACACACGGCGGCAAUAAUACGGUCACCGAAACCAUAUUCUUCGGCAAACCAAUGAUAGCGAUGCCUCUGUUUGGCGAUCAUUACGAUAACGCACAGCAACUGCAGGACAAGGGCUUUGGUCUACGACUGGACGCAUACAAGUGCUCAGAGGAGGAGUUGUUGGCAGCGAUCGAGACUUUACUGAACGAUACGGUAAUGACUGACCGCUUGGCCGAAGUCUCCCGAAGAAUACAAACGGAUAAUAGUUAUGCCUAUUGUGAACCGAAUGAUGGCAUCAAAUUAUCUAUGGGUCGACUGACCGAUAGAUACGGUUUUAUUAGACCACCGGUUGUUAGUAAUGACGAUCAGUCUUAUGAGAAACCACAGGACAACUGGUUUGACCAGAGAUUGGAUCACUUCAAUAAAACCGACGACAGAACUUUUAAACAGCUCUAUUAUGUGUAUAACGAUACCCAUUACAAACCGGGUGGACCAGUAUUUCUAUUUCUAUCUGGUGAGUUUCCAAUGGACGAGCCCUAUACUAAUCCCGAUCGCUAUUGGUUGGAAAUGGCCAAAAAGUACAACGCAUUGGCGAUAAUGUUAGAGCACCGGUAUUACGGCCGGUCUGUGCCCACACAAGACCUGUCUAUUGAAAACUUGAAAUAUUUAACCCUUGAAUUGGCGCUCAAAGACGCGGAACAAUUCAUUUUGGAAAUGACUAAAAAGUUGUCAAUUGAAGGCAGCAAAUGGGUUGUGUGGGGUCUGUCCUAUUCGGGCAAACUUGCCGUUUGGUUUCGGGAGAAGUACCCAAACAUAACUGUCGGUGCCAUGUCUUCGAGCGCACCCGUCGGCUCUACCAACAACAACACCGGGUAUUUACAAGUGGCCGCCGAAGCGGUGGGAAAGGAGUGUUCAGAUAAUAUAAGGAAAGCCAACUACGAGAUGGAAGACCUCCUGAAAACACCGGAAGGUGUCGUAAAAUUGCGCAAAACAUUGAAUUUGUGCGAUUCGUUUGACGGCAAAAAUAUCGAUGACAUCCGGUAUUUGGCGCAAACGUUAGCCAUGAAUGUCGGCGGAUCUGUUCAAAGCAAUGCGGGUAUCGAUCACAUCAUUAAGACAAUGAACGACCCCUCAGGCGGUACACCACUGGAAAGGUAUUGGAGUCUAUUGGUGCCUACGAGUCAACAACUAGCUUGUAAUAGAGUAAAGCAUGAUGAUUUUGUCAAAGUCUUACAAAAUACAACUGUUGAUCCCAAGCAAUGGGUGAGACAAUGGGUAUAUCAGUUGUGCACUUCAACCGCCGACUUUGUGACCAGUGAUCUCCCAAACAGUCCGUUCGGACACAACAUUCCCGUCGAAUUUUGGACUAAACAAUGCACUCAAGUAUACGGACCACAAAUCAAUGCCCAAACCAUACAGAAAGCGGUCGACCGGACAGUCGCUACAUAUGGGGGCAAAAAACCAAACAUAACAAACGUUGUGCUCACAAACGGCUCACUCGACCCCUGGAAGGCCAGCGGUAUUCUUCAUGACCUAAACAAUAACACAAAAACAGCGGUCAUUGAAGGCGGCGCCCAUUGCUCCGACUUCUGGGGCUCAAAACUUACUGAUAGUUAUACCUAUUGUGAACCGAAUGAUGGCAUCAAGUUAUCUAUGGGUCGACUGACCGAUAGAUACGGUUUUAUUAGACCACCGAUUGUUAGUAAUAAUGAUCAGUCGUAUGAGAAACCACAGGACCACUGGUUUAACCAGAGAUUGGAUCACUUUAACAAAACGGACGACAGAACUUUUAAACAGCUCUAUUAUGUCUAUAACGAUACCCAUUACAAACCGGGUGGACCAGUAUUUCUAUUUCUAUCUGGUGAGUUUCCAAUGGACGAGCCCUAUACUAAUCUCGAUCGCUAUUGGCUGGAAAUGGCCAAAAAGUACAACGCAUUGGCGAUAAUGUUAGAGCACCGGUAUUACGGCCGGUCUGUGCCCACACAAGACCUGUCCAUUGAAAACUUGAAAUAUUUAACCCUUGAAUUGGCGCUCAAAGACGCGCAACAGUUUAUACUGGGAAUGACUAAAAAGUUGUCAAUUGAAGGCAGCAAAUGGGUUGUGUGGGGUCUGUCCUAUUCGGGCAAACUUGCCGUUUGGUUUCGGGAGAAGUACCCCAACAUAACUGUCGGUGCCGUGUCUUCGAGCGCACCCGUGGGCUCUACAAACAACAACACCGGGUAUUUACAAGUGGCCGCCGAAGCGGUGGGAAAGGAGUGUUCAGAUAAUAUAAGGAAAGCCAACUACGAGAUGGAAGACCUCCUGAAAACACCGGAAGGUGUCGUAAAAUUGCGCAAAACAUUGAAUUUGUGCGAUUCGUUUGACGGCAAAAAUAUCGAUGAUAUCCGGUAUUUGGCGCAAACGUUAGCCAUGAAUGUCGGCGGAUCUGUUCAAAGCAAUGCGGGUAUUGAUCACAUCAUUAAGACAAUGAACGACCCCUCAGGCGGUACACCACUGAAAAGGUAUUGGAGUCUAUUGGUGCCUACGAGUCAACAACUAGCUUGUAAUAGAAUAAAGCAUGAUGAUUUUGUCAAAGUUUUACAAAAUACAACUGUUGAUCCCAAGCAAUGGGCGAGACAAUGGGUAUAUCAAUUGUGCACUUCAACCGCCGAUUUUGUGACCAGUGAUCUCCCAAACAGUCCAUUUGGACACAACAUUCCCGUCGAGUUUUGGACUAAACAAUGCACUCAAGUAUACGGACCACAAAUCAAUGCCCAAACCAUACAGAAAGCGGUCGACCGGACAGUCGCCACAUAUGGGGGCAAACGGCCGAACAUAACAAACGUUGUGCUCACAAACGGCUCACUCGACCCCUGGAAAGCCAGCGGUAUUCUCGAAGACCUAAACAAUAGCACAAAAACAGCGAUCAUUGAGGGCGGCGCUCAUGUCUCCGACUUUUGGGGCUCAAAACCUACGGACAGUCAGAGUUUGAAAAACGCCCGCAAAUUAAUUGAACAACAAAUCAGAGAAUAUUUAAAAUAAAAUAUUUAAUUAAUUUAUUAA